GAAGGAGGAUCAGAUAAGGGCCUACGAAGAUGGGUGGAUGGCCAGACGAUUGUUCGAUCUGAACAUUCGGAGGGGGAGAGUGAAGUUCGAAAGCCCGAACGUGGUGUCCUACGUAGCAAAGGCAGUGGAAGUUGCUACAUGGUUGAUCCAGAAGCGUACUAUUAAUUUAAAGCUCGGAGGGAAGGAGUACCCGGUGCUGAUAAAGCCGUGGAUGAUGAAGCUGGAGCUUAAAGAGCUGAGACUGAGGGAAGUGGAAACCAACUUUUGGAUCUUAGCGCUGCGGGUACCAUUGGAUGCCAUGUGCUAUCUACCCUCAGCGGUAGAAGGCUUGAUAGGAGGAGUGAAGUGUAUCCAUCCACCAGAAGCUGAUAGGUCAAAGCCCAAAUUGAUGAAUAUCAAGCUGGACAUGGACCCGCAGACAAGGUUCAGAGUGGAGGACACUUUAUCUAUUGAAUCCCCAAAAGGUGAACUCUGGACAGUCCAAGUGGCAACGCCGUUUUCUGACUGGUGUCGAAAGUGUCGUUGGUACUUUCACACGGAAGAUGACUGGCCAAGGCAAGCGGAGUCAAGUACAAGGAGGAGCUGGGCAAACUCCAGACUACCUCGGCAGCAGCCUCCAGUACGUCAACAGGAGGGGCAGAACUCGCAAAGGCCUAAUCAGGCCUCGACUUCUCAAGUUUCAAAUCGGCAGCCACCAGGUCAGCAGACCCAACCUCUAGACAGGGUUCUCCCAGGACCAGCACCACCUGGGACCCAGGGACAGUCAAGCGCAGCUCCUCAAGCAGCAGUGCAACAAUUGCAGCAGAGGACGCAGUACGAGGGGGACGCACGGACUCUGGGCCAGGGUUAUCAAGAGUUGUACCCAGCCUUCUUCAAUUACAACCAGGCGGAUCGUGACCUGUCGGACCCCUUUCGGUUGCCGAAUCCGGAGGAACCAGGGUACACCUGGUACUCGAACAUCAGGGGGGAGGGAGAUCAGCAGGCGGUGAUCAGACACAAAUUGGAUUACUAUGCGCUGGUGAGCAAGGGCCUAGUGCAGCGUGUGACAUAUGUUAGACAGGUCGGUCAUCCGCUCUCUGACCACAAACCAGUCCUGAUGGACCUGGUGCUGUCGGGUGGCCGAGAAAGGGGAAGAAGCUACUUCAAGCUAAACAGUCAGAAUUUGGAAGAUCAGGGGCUGUUAGACUGGGUUCGGGAGCAGAUGGCCUCAUGGCGCUCAGCAAGGCCACAUUUCACUUCCACUGCAGACUGGUUAGACGGAGGCUUGGUGGUCAUCUCAGGAGUAUUGGAUGUCAGCUCCCGAAUUCUGGCAAGACAUCGUAAUAAGGAGGAGGAGCAAUGUAGAAGGAGGGUGGAGGAGGCUGAGGGAAAGAUGGAGAUGCAUCCUAUCUCAACACUGGUUUGGGCGAAAGAAAGGGAAACAAGAACAGCGGAAUGGAAGAAACUGCAAUUGGAUAAACAGUCAAGAUGGGAAGAGACUCUGAAAGUCAAGGGGAUACUGGUGUACGAUAGGAUGACUAGAGAAACGUUCCGCAAGCUAUUACCGAGCUCCUCUUUCCAGCAGGUAGUGCAGUUGGACCACCCUUUUGACCAGAGAGCCCCUAAAGCGCUGACUCAGGAGGAGUUGUUGGAAUAUGCCAGGAUCUUUUAUGCAAACAUUCUUACGACCAGGAGGACGGAAGACAUAGUGGAUACGGACCUGUCACGUGAAGUGAACAUGUGGGAGGACACCGCAGCCCUUCUUGAGGAAACAGACAGGCUAGCAUUGGACAGACCAAUCACGGAGGAGGAAUUGAAGCAAACAGGGAAAGAGAUGGCGCCAGGAAAGUGUCCAGGGAGGGACGGGUUGACGGUAGAGUUCUACAGGGCCUGUGGGGACGUGUUGUUUCCUCCGCUGGUGGAAGUGUAUAAUGAGGUGCUGGGAGAGGGGAAAUUAGGAGGUGCGAUAACCCACGGGGUCAUCUCAGUGAUGUUCAAAAAAGGAGAUAAGGCCCAUAUCCGGAACUAUCGGCCUAUCUCUGUUUUGAAUGUCAAUUAUAAAUUGUUAGCCAAGACGCUGGCCCUGCGGCUAGGUAGAAUACUUCCUAAGUUGGUAGAGAGAGAUCAGGGGGCCUUUGUACAUGGACGUUCGAUCUUCGUGAACAUUCUAACAGUUAUUGAAAGCAUUGAAGUGAUACAAGAGGAGAACCUGGAUCCGGCAAUUCUGUUGCUGGAUAUGGAGAAGGCCUACGAUCGGGUAGGCUGGUCUUUUGUGCUGACCACUUUGCGGAAGAUGGGCUUCGGGCAGGGUUUCUGCAAAUGGGUUAUUGCGAUGUAUACCCUGUCCUCUUCAACAGUCCAAGUCAAUGGGCACCUCUCCAGGACCUUUCAGCUGUCAAGAUCGCUUCGGCAAGGCUGUCCGCUCGCCCCGCUCCUGUUCGUCCUACAGUUGGAAGUCCCUCUCAAUCGAAUUCGUAAGCAGCCCCGAAUCCGAGGGUUACCAUUGUCGGCAAACAGGGACUGCCGCACAAAAGCGUUGGCCGAUGAUCUGUUUUUAAUUUCGGCCAACACAGCGGAGUCAUUGGAGGCAGUCAAGUCGGUGCCGGGGGAGUACUCCUUGCUGUCUAAAGCAUCGGUCAACUGAAAUAAGUCCACAUAUAUCCUACCGGAAGGUAGGGAGUUGCAAGCUGAAUGGGGAAUGCAGAGAGUAAACCCAGAAACAGGUG
Messenger RNA from Chara braunii, 2705 nucleotides. Lineage: Eukaryota; Viridiplantae; Streptophyta; Charophyceae; Charales; Characeae. The record is from the annotation of a GenBank genome assembly.